AUGGACCUGCUGAGUAAACCUGAACUUUUGGAGUGCACGGACACAGCUAACUUACCAAAAGACCACCUGUACUAUGUCGGAGAGAGGAAGAAAAUACCUGGUCUGUUAGAUCACGAGACAGAUGGGCAAACAAUCACAGAAUUUUGUGCAUUACGUACCAAAUCUUAUGCUUAUAAGAUUGACGGUAAAAAAAAGAUCAAAACGAAAGGCGUUCAUAAUCAUGUAGUCAAAAACCAUAUGACAUUCAAAGACCAUAAGCGGUGUUUGUUCAACGACAGCAUGGUAUACGCGGGAAAAAAAUCGAAAACGAAAUACUUUUCCCACACGUUAUUACACCCCCUCCGCCGGUCCUUUAUUAGAGCAUUUUGAUCAUUCGGUGUAUGCCUCUGAUAAACAUUAAUGUUAUCGAAACGGGCGAUUUCCGCAGAAGUCCCAUUUCCAAGUAAUCAGUUCUCAAUAUUCCUUAUCGCGCGCCCGAGACGACAUCGUCUCGUUAAAGGUCUCACCGUCUCGGCCAGUGAAUCUACGAUAACGAGCGUUCCGGUCGUUCGUUCAUACAUUUCGCUUUUGGAAUUCAUUACAAGUACGUAUUGGUUUACUACAUUAAUUAUUGUACAAAUGCAACGGUGUCGGCUACACGGAUAAAUACGUUUUGAUUUAAUUCCUUUACGAGUUCUGACCGAAACUUGACGCGAGUCGCGACGGUUUUCGAAUAAAACUGAUAGCAUUGUAAAUAGCAUUUUUAUCGUUAUUGAUUUUGUUGGGUUUUUUUUUUUUUUUUUAUUAGGCCGCGUACAUAUGCGGCGAGCGGUAAAGUGCGUACGUCUAACGGCUUACGGUGCGCGUUGUCUGCGAUAUUUAGCUGUCCUCAAAAUGUCGGCGUAUUUUAUUGCUACGAAAUUCAUUGUUUCGAAAACGCUUUUUAAGGUAUAAAAAAAAAAAAAUAAAUAAAAGGAUUGGAGUUCACGAAACGAACGGAAAAACGAAAAACACUUGGCGAAUUUUCGCACAUUUAUAGUGAACUGAGAAGAGAGGAUCGGAGAAGGUUUUUUUUUUUUCCCCCACAUUUUGUUCGUUUUAUCCUUUUUUUUUUCGUAGUCGGAAUGUCGAUCACUCCACAAGGGAGGUCUUGAUUGGACGACUUGAAAAAAAAAAAACAGCGCAACGCUCUCCAGUGUUCACGCGGCCUUUAGCCUAUGAUGAGUGCUGUUGUCGAUAUUUUUGGGAAUGAGAAUAAUUAUUGACUAAAUAGAUAAUAAUAUAGUAUGGGCAUAAAAUAUUACCGUAUAUGUAUGUAUUGGUUUUACAACGUUUGUUUUGUUUUUUUUUUUUAUCUAUGAACAACUUUUCUACCGGACAUCUUGCUCCGGUUUUCAAGUGUAGCAUAUUUUCUAUAAGGAAAUUUUAUCUGGGUGGUCCUUAUAGGUUAUUUUUUGAUUGUCCAAGAGGUGUUCAUUAUAAACGGGAGAAAACCCGAGAAAAUUUUCGAUAUUGAUUUUCGUUGUAAUAUAAAAAAAAUGACUGCAUACACUCAUUUUUCAUUUUAUUUUUUUUACCUCAAGUUCAACUGUCAUAAUAUUUUCAUGCAUUUCUGUUUGGUCAAAUAAUUAUAUCCAUGUAUUUUAAUUUAAAAUAUUUAACACUUCGUAACUGCGUGCACUCAGACAGCGAGUAUUAAUAUUUAAAUCAGGAUAGGAAAAGGUUAAAUUAAUAAAAUUACCGAAUAAAAAAAAAAAAACUAACGUUACCUGCAAAAAUUCAGAAGGAACUAUUCGAGAGAGAUUAUCAAAAAAUGUUGGUUGCACGUACUUUUUGUGUUCCUAUUAAGUGUUGUCGACUGUGGAUCUUUCAAAGAUUUCUCGAGCGGGCGAUGAUCUAUCAGUCAAAUUGUACUGACUAAUGGUUUUGUUUAGGCUACGGCCUCCGUGUUUUAGUAUAGGUUCUAAUUUAAAAAAACCAAAAUUAUGGCAAUUGGUAUCGCUACAGACUACUCUUAAUACUCCUUAAAUGUCGUGAAAAAUCGAAUUAUUCGAAAAUGUUGGCUUUAACUACGCUAUAAGAAAUUUCAAAAACCUUAAUUUGAAUACAUCCAAAAUUUAACCAAAAAAUAGUCCAUCUAUCUAUGGAAUUUCAAAUAAAGGUAGCCAUUUGAAUUUUAAAAGUUGACCCUCGAAUACUCCCAAAAGAGCGCCGAAAAAUUUCAAGCCCACAUAUAAUUUUAGAUUACACUAAAAUUACAGAUUACAGACUUGCAUAUUUAUAGGAGAAAAUUACUGUAACAUAAAAUUCUGAUCACCCUGUAUAUAUAUAUAUAUAUAAAAUAGUGGUUGUUCUGGCGGUCAAUUUUAACUCGCCAGUACGGGGCCCAUCGUAAAUUACCCGAUUUCCCGAUGGCCCAAUCCAUCCCUGAAAAUAUAUCUGUUCCGGGGGUAAAAACUGUAUGUUGCACCGACCGGUGUACGAUCGCGCGUUGUUUGCACAAAAUUUAAACACGUCUAACUUAUAUUUAUUUAUUUUUUCAGCAUUACGGCGCAUUAUUACGGUACAAAUAUUUUUUUAGACAUCGCUCACACCUUGAACAGUCAACACUGGGAACGAAAAUGAAAGUGUACCUGUUAAUAUUUUCGAUUUGUCAUUUUUCCGUGUUGGCAUCUGGUGACAUUUUCGGUAAAGACGAUAGCUAUAAUACGUUGGAAAAUAAUUUAUUAGCAUUUAAAAUACUAUACCAUACUAUAUUAUAUACUAUUCGGAAAGUAUAAUCUCUUUAAACAUAACCUAUAAAGAAACCUAAUUUAGUUACAGGAAAUAAUUUGUUUGGAAAAUAAAAAUAUAAAAGAAUAAAUAAAUAAUAAAUAAUACAUUCGAAUUUUGGAAUCUUUAAUAUUUCAGAUUGUUAAAAUUUUAGACUGUUAUAAUAAUUCAGAAUGCUAAAAUUUCAGAAUCCUUAAAUAGAGCGUCUAUGGCUUUUCUUCUGCCAAAGAUUCGUUAUCAUUAUUAUUUUUUUAUUCCUCCGGCCGUUUCACGUCUCAUUUUUACUAGGAACAUUACCCCCCCCCCUCCUUCUAACUUAUGACUUUCCGAAUCGUUCACCCUCCCGUUUUCCUGUUAAACGACUUCCUGAGAGGCUGACAUCGUCCGACACGAUAUCAUCAGUUCAGAUUUUUAACAAAUUAUCGUUCUGAUAUAUUAUUUUUCCAAUAAAUUAAUAAAUUGAUAAUAUUAUUUAUAAAAAAAAAAAAAAUGUAAGUAAUAAAUUAUUAAUUUUAUUUAUAAAAUUAAAUUAGGAAUCUGGAAUACUGUGAACAGUGCAGCCAAUGACUUCGGUAAUACAGUGAAUAAUGGAGUCAGUGACUUUGGUAAUACCGUGAGCAAUACAGCCAAAGACUUCGGUAAUACUGUGAACAAUGCAGCGAAGGACUUCGGUAAUACUGUGAACAAGGGAAUCAACACCGUAAGUAUCGGAAUUUCAAAAAUACCCGAUGCCGUGAACAAUGGAGCCAAAGACUUCGGUAAUACCGUGAAUAAUGGGGUCAUUGACCUCGGUAAUACAAUGAACAAUGCAGCGAAGGACUUCGGUAAUACCGUGAACAAUAGAGUCAACGCUGUCGAUAUCGAAAUUUCAAAAUUUCACGGUACUGUGUAUAGUGCAAUCGACGCCGCCGGUAAUACUGUGAACAGUGUAGCUAAAGAUUUCGGGAACACUGUGAACAAUGGAGUCAAUGCCGUAGGUAACGGAAUUUCAGAAGUACCGAGACUGGUGAAUGGCGUGGUUUGUAGUGACGUUUUGACAGGUGUUCUCAUCAACUUUCUCAUCGCGUGCAAUCCGCACGCGUUCAUCACGGACACACUGGACACCGAGGACGCCGUGAUGAUGGAAUCCUGUAAAUAUGUCGAAGUCGCAUCGUUUGCGUUACCGGUGCUCGCCGAUCUCGCUACGGCACCCGUGCAAAUCGUAUGUUCAGUUUGGGCCGAAGAACGUUUGGAGUUGUAUUCGCACCUGAAAGGAAUCGAAGUGAAUAAACUAUUUCCGGCAUUAUCAAUGCUGCCUAAUACAGUUGCUGUAGACAACAACAAAUUGUUAUACGAGUUGGCCAAGAUGAACGAUCAAUAUUGCAAUGGCGAUUGCAACGUAAACGACUACGAGUUUGUCGAACCGCCGCCGUCGUCGGGUAACGACAACGGCCGAUUUAAACGGAGUAUUUCGUCGAAAGUGUUUAAGAAAGUGGCCGAGUUAAUUUCGAAAAAAUCCGAAGUCAAAAUGGUACGCAUUGUUGUUAAGAAAAACGGAGUGACGACAUCGUUAACGUUUCGCGGUUUGAAAGGGACAGCCAGUAUUAGGGGGGCGUCGGAAUUCACCGCGGGGCUUUUGAACAUUCACCGACAAAAAUCUUUGGGAUUUCAUCAAAAUGUUAACAGUCUUAUAGAUCUGUACACAAAAUAUAAAAUUAUCCCGAACACGCUCACUACAAAAUAUAUCAAGCACCCUCCGACAUCGACCGAUUUUAUGAAAAACGCAUGGGAGAACUGGUAUCGUGAAUUUUUAUUGAGAGAAAAUGGAAAUAUUCCGAACAAUUAUCUUAAGCGUCUCGUAUUUUGA
This is a messenger RNA of Cinara cedri, 4597 nucleotides long. The record is from the annotation of a GenBank genome assembly. NCBI's taxonomy places the organism in Eukaryota, Metazoa, Arthropoda, Insecta, Hemiptera, Aphididae.